AUGAAGGUACCGCCCUCUAUACUGCCAAAGAAAAUCAAAUACGUCGGCAGUCACCAAUAUGUGCUACGAGCCAAUUUCCAGUACGAAUAUCUUCAAAACGUUCUUCGCAUACAUCGUUAUUGGAGACGAGAUAGUGGACUCCGCGUGACGAAUCGCCAACAAAAGAAGAGAAGGCCAACUUUUAUGAAAAGAAGGUACUUUUCAGCUGGUUGGCAAGGGAUGCUCUAUCGCAAAUUCAUCUUUGGCACUAGUGGUGAGGUCUACACUGCACAACUCCACAGUUCGCAGACGCACUUCGUCACGUCGGAAUCGUGGAAUCUUUACCUCCUUCAUGACAAAUAA
Messenger RNA from Strongylus vulgaris, 342 nucleotides. Lineage: Eukaryota; Metazoa; Nematoda; Chromadorea; Rhabditida; Strongylidae. The record is from the annotation of a GenBank genome assembly.